Molecule: messenger RNA, 4013 nt
Organism: Colius striatus (speckled mousebird)
Lineage: Eukaryota; Metazoa; Chordata; Aves; Coliiformes; Coliidae
Gene: COG5
Product: component of oligomeric golgi complex 5
Exons: 22
Coding region: 25-2487 (820 amino acids)
Biological process (GO): intra-Golgi vesicle-mediated transport
Cellular component (GO): COG complex
Source: RefSeq, a predicted model, not a curated record
CGCGCGCUGCCGGCACCUGCCAGCAUGGAGGAGGCGGGGGCGCGCGGCGGCGGGGCCGCGGCACCGGCCCUCACCGAGCUGCUGGCGGACGAAUGUUAUUCUGACUUCUUCAAAGAAGACUUUGAUGUGAAAGCUUACACUUCACAGUCUAUCCAUCAGGCUGUGAUAGCUGAACAACUGGCAAAACUUGCCCAAGGUAUUAGUCAGUUGGAUAAGGAGCUUCACUUACAAGUUGUUGCAAGACAUGAAGACCUGUUGGCCCAAGCAACUGGAAUUGAAUCCCUGGAAGGUGUUCUCCAAAUGAUGCAGACUAGAAUUGGUGCUCUACAAAGUACUGUUGAUAGAAUUAGAGUCAAAAUUGUUGACCCCUACAACAAAAUAGUGUCUCGUACAGCUCAGCUAGCAAAACUUCAAGCUGCUUGUGACUUGCUGCGGAGGAUAAUACGCAUCUUGUAUCUCAGUAAGAGACUUCAAGGACAACUGCAAGGAGGAAGCAGAGAGAUAACAAAAGCUGCCCAGAGUCUCAAUGAACUUGAUUACCUUUCUCAAGGGAUAGAUCUCUCUGGAAUAGAAGUAAUUGAGAAUGACCUGCUUUUUAUUGCAAGAGCUCGGCUUGAGGUGGAAAAUCAGGCUAAAAGGUUGCUUGAGCAAGGUGUGGAAACUCAGAAUCCUACUCAAGUGGGAACUGCUCUUCAGGUUUUCCAUAACCUUGGCACUUUGAAGGAUACCAUUGCUAAUGUGGUGGAUGGAUACUGCACAGUCCUAGAGGAGAACAUAAGAAAUGCUUUGGAUAUCAAAGUACUGACCCAACCAUCUCAGACUGUUGCAAGAGGUGGCCCUGGUAGAGCUGCUAUGCCAACGCCUGGGAACACAGCAGCUUUUCGAGCAGCCCUUUGGACAAACAUGGAGAAGCUCAUGGAUCAGAUCUGUGCUGCUUGCAGACAGGUGCAGCAUUUGCAGAAAGUAUUGACAAAGAAAAGAGAUCCUGUGUCCCAUGUCUGCUUCAUAGAAGAAAUAGUUAAGGAUGGCCAAUCUGAUAUUUUGUAUAAAUUUUGGACUGCAGUAACACAGACACUUUCCUCUCAAUUUCAGUCAGCAACAGACUCCUCUAUGUUUUUGAAACAAGCUUUUGAAGGAGAAUACCCUAAAUUACUGAGGCUUUAUAAUGACUUGUGGAAGCGUCUGCAACAAUAUAGCCAAAAUAUUCAGAGGAAUUUUAACACAAAUGGGACUGCUGAUCUCUUUCCUGAACUACAACAAAUGGAAGAAGAUACACAGGACAUAUUCAUGCAAAAAACCCAAGAUUAUGAUCCAGAAAAGGCCUUGAAAGAUUCACUGCAACAAUAUGAAGCUGCAUAUUUGUCAAAAUCCUUAUCUCGACUUUUUGACCCCAUUAAUCUUGUUUUCCCUCCUGGUGGUCGGAAUCCUCCUUCUUCUGAUGAGCUUGACAGCAUCAUUAAAACUAUAGCCAGUGAACUAAACGUGGCUGCUGUUGAUCCAGACCUGAGUUUAGCUGUAGCAAAAAAUGUGGCAAAGACCGUUCAGCUCUAUGGUGCGAAGUCUGAGCAGCUUCUAUCUACUCAAGGAGAUGCCAGUCAGGUGAUUGGACCACUGACAGACGGGCAGAGGAGGAACGUGGCUGUAGUUAAUUCGCUGUACAAACUGCAUCAGUCGGUUCUGAAGGUUGUUACCAAUCAGAGCUCGUUUCCAGCAGCCGCUGAGCAAACAAUCACAAAUGCCUUAAAGGCAGUCCAUGAUCUAAUGGGUAGUGCUAUUCAACCGUUACUGAACUCUGUAGGAGAUUCAGUAGAAGCUAUUAUCAUCACUAUGCACCAGGAAGAUUUUUCUGGAUCAUUAUCCAUCUCGGGAAAACCAGAUGUCCCUUGUUCUCUGUACAUGAAAGAACUACAGGGUUUUAUAGCAAGAGUCAUGAGCGACUACUUCAGACAUUUUGAGUGUUUUGACUUUGUCUUUGAUAAUACUGAAGCCAUGGCUCAAAGAGCAAUUGAACUUUUCAUUCGCAAUGCCAGUCUAAUAAGGCCCCUUGGUGAAGGUGGGAAGAUGCGGCUGGCGGCAGAUUUUGCACAGAUGGAGUUAGCAGUAGCACCGCUCUGUCGGCGGGUCUCUGACCUGGGAAGAUCUUACAGACAGCUGAGGUCAUUCAGACCGCUGCUGUUCCAGACCAGUGAGCAUAUUGCCAGUAGCCCAGCUCUGGGAGAGGUUAUUCCAUUCAGCAUUAUUCUUCAGUUCUUAUUUACGAGAGCACCACCAGAGUUAAAAUCACCCUUCCAGAGGGCUGAGUGGUCCAUUGCCCGCUACUCCCAGUGGCUCGAUGAUCAUCCAUCUGAAAAAGACAGGCUUGCUCUCAUACGUGGUGCACUGGAAGCCUACGUUCAAUCCGUGAGAACGAGAGAGGGAAAGGAGUUUGCACCAGUCUACCCCAUCAUGCUUCAGCUGCUGCAGAAAGCCAUGGCGACCCUGCAGUGAAUGGACUCGACGACUCUCUCACCACAGGGAACGGACAGGAACAGGGUCAGGGGUGGCUGGUGCCACAGAUGUUCUUACAGGUGAUGUGCAUUAUUCCCCUUGCAAUGAACCAUGUUUACCUACUUCAUCUGUGACACUUCUGCCUUCUUGCUUUACCUUUGCAUUGGAGGAACUUGUUUAUACACAAAUGUAAGGAAAUGAUACCAUUUUUAUGUGAAUCACUCUUUAGCAUUGCUUUUUAAUUUAGAGAGGUAUAAAAUUAGAGCAUAGUCAAACAUUACAGUGUAAUUCCUGAAUAUCUUAAAUAAGGAAGUAGCUCUUUUCUUACAAGUACAGUUUUAAACAUUUCAGCCUUAUUCAGAAAACUGUACUCUUGAAAUGCUACAGUCAUCACUUUCCAUCUAAAAGUCACUAAUUUUAACACACGGAAAAAACCAUAAGUACUUACAAAUGAUUCUCCGUUGCACUUGAAGUAGUUUAUAUUGAUUUCAACUCUCUUUUGGCUUAAACUGUAAUAAAGAACCUUAACUCUCCACUCCUGAAUUCAGUAUUUGACACUCUCCAGCGGCCUGCUAAUGGCAGAGCACCACAGUACACUUUGGAUGGGGUGAUGGAAGACCUCCCUGCAGUACGUGCUGGUGGCUGCAGGGCUGCCUGAGGGAUCAGUCGUCUCCGCUUCAGAAAACACGCGACACCGGAUUUUGAUGAAUUUAUUUGAAAUAAUAUACAAGAAUAUAGUGUGCAAAAAUCUUAGGGGCAACAUCAUGUAGGACGUGUCAUAAACUGAAAUUUACAGUUGUGAUUCUUAAAAAACAAAAAAAAAAAGAAGAGGAGAUACACACAGCUGUUUAGUACAUGGAAAGGCAGGAUGGUAAAGUUCACAGCAGAAGCAAUGGUAAUCCUAACGCAGCUGCUCUAAGCUUAGACAGUCGGAGGGAAAAACAAAAGUAAAGUGCAAGUGUUGCACGUAUAGUUAAGUGCAAAGUUUGCCCCCACCAUGAAGAUGUCUUAUGGCAAAUAAAAUAUGGUAGAAUAUGUGGCAAAGACAAAACACAGUUAAAACUAUGAUGGUGAUGGUAUCAACAGCACCAUUUUUCUUGAGAUAACGCUACUCAUUGAUUUCAUCCUGUCCUGGGUCAUUUUUUUCCAGAGGGAGUAACAGCUCUCGCUGGUGGCGGCGGGUGCGCAAACACCCUCCUCACUGCUGCUGCCAGCCCCCUGCCACACAGCAGCCCGGGGCAGCUGCAGCUCUGGGGCGGCUCCAGCCCCACGCUCACUCGGCAGCGCUGCGCCGCCUCCCCAGGCACCGCUGCCCAGGCGGGGAGGCCGCAGGCCGGGACACCCCUUCUGCCAGCUCAGAAAAUCCCAGGCCCUAGAAUCGUAACUAAGAAUAUGGUUGUGCAAUACGUAUUAAUCAGCAAUAAGAAUCAAUGUAUAGAAACAGCUGUUACGUAUUUGAAAAUUCCCCUUUUUGUACAUUUUCUUUUAAAAAUAAACAUUUAUACACGUCUCCUUCGCCUCUUUCU